Molecule: messenger RNA, 873 nt
Organism: Plasmodium coatneyi
Lineage: Eukaryota; Apicomplexa; Aconoidasida; Haemosporida; Plasmodiidae
Product: KIR protein
Exons: 2
Coding region: 1-873 (290 amino acids)
Source: RefSeq, a predicted model, not a curated record
AUGUCAGAAACAGCACCAGUAGCACCAGCAGCAGCACCACCGGCGUGUUCCUUAGGUUCAAUUACUGAGUGGUUAACCUUAAAUAACUCAUUCUAUACAAAUUUCGAGCAGUAUACAGUGCGUUCCAGAGGCGGGGAUAGUGGUGAUGUUGCACAAUUGAAGUCCCAAUUACCGAGUACCUGUUCGGGUUGUUCAAAAAUUAUUGAUGAUGUUGGAAAAAUCGACCACGCCUACGACUACGCGUGUCGGCAGAAUAGUCCGAAUGGACAAUCUAGUUCCAUAGGUGAUAGUGCUCCUUGCCGCUUGUUUUAUUAUUGGUUCGGACAUACAUACUGGUCUGAUUUGAAGAACCAUGCCUUGUCAAAAGUAGUGGAUAAAAUUUACCAAACGCUGGGAAAUUCAUUCAGUAGUGAAAGAAUGAAGUGCGAAUUUAAAUAUGAAGAUGACAUUGACCAAACCAUUUUUGGUCAUAUGAAAAUCAUAUUUGAAUAUUACAACGAUUAUAAGCAGUUACAGGGAAAACUAACUACGACUAGUUCCACCUGUGCAAAGGAAUGGUCCACCUAUUGGACCACCCUUUCCACAGCGUGUAAGGCCAUGGAAAAUAUAUGCACAGAAGAAGGGACUAGUGAUCAUAGCAGUAAGCAAUAUUGUACCGACUUUAAUAAUACCUAUGCUGUACAUUGUAAUACAGCUAAUCUCCAUCAAGAAAUGGAAGAACUAAUAACACAGACCCUCCCCGAAGCCGUUCGUUCCGCCACAACAACGUCUUCCCUUUCUUCCAUCUUUGGCACCUUAGCAACCAUAGGUGCCCCUUUCUUAUUAUAUAAGGUAAGUGUACAAUUACAUUUACCACAUUAUAAAAGUGAAUAA